GUCUUCAGCUGAUCGUGAGUGAGAGUGGUCGUGUCGGGGCUAGCGGUGCGUCUUGCUCCAUUUAUGACUAGCCUUUACUUUCGAGGAUAUAAGUUGCUGAUCUGAUUUCCGGUGUCGCAGUCCGACGUGUUGUAAGGUGGCGUGUGCGCAGGCGCGCCCGCCAUGGUUCCCGAGCCGCCCACGCUGCUGUCAUGAGGAUGUCUUGCAGUGGUUGGGUGUCGGGUGGGGCGGCGCCCCCCAUGGUACUGGCGCCACCCGACUCCCUCGCCUACCGUCGCUACCUCCGAUUCCUCCCCAGCCAGGAGGAGUCUGGAGGGAAGUUCCUGGCGCUGGAGGGCGCGGAGGGCUUGGGCCCGCAGGGGCGGCUCGUCGACCUCAGGCGGCAGGGGGAAGCCGGGUACGGGCACGAGGGAGUGCAAUAUCAGAACCCUAAAAAUGGGAGCACUGGGUCGGCAGAGAUAGAAGGCGGGAAGCUCGGUGAUAAGGUAGCGGAUGUGAGUGUGAGCUCUCGGGUUCAGCAGUACACAGCUAUGCUUCGUGCCCGACACAGCGCGCAAUAUAACACGCCGCUUCAGACGUCCCGAUCCUGCUCCAGCAUCGUCUUUCGGAGUUCGCGUCGCAGUCUGUUCUUCCGGUCGGCCGAAGGGCACGAAAACAGCGGCAAGGAGGGCCCCGACGAGUCCGGAUGCGAGAGCUCGCGCAACGGCUCCGUGGACUCAGGUGAAGGGGAGGUUGCCUUCUCCCCGAGGUACCGCUCCUUCUCCCUGCCAUGGCCCAGUGACCCGACGUGGCGCUGGUCGAGCGAUCCCAACAUAACCAGCAUGGCGGGCGUCCAGUCUUCCGCCUUCGGGUCCGUCGGGGGCCGUCGGGCCAGCGACCAGCACAGCGCCUCCCUCGUGCGCCUCGACUCCGCCACCAGCGACGAGGGCUGCCCCCGCGACGGCUCGACGGGCCCGACGCCACCGCCCUCACCUGUGUUCCGUCUGUCCGCGGCGAACCACCUCAUGGGACUCAUCACGCCCUUCAAGUCCCUCUCCCCCGCCUCCUCCAUGGGUUCGCACCUGGGCUCGGUGGAGGACCUGCCGCUCAUGCGCUCCAGGUCGCUGGGCCACGUCCCUGACCACUGGGCGCGCUCGCACUCGGCGGACAGCGCCGUCGAGGUGGAGGAGGAGUCGACCAUCGUCUCGCCCGCUCUCUCGCCUGCUGUGCCUCCUGCGGACGCACCUGAGGCGUUAUCCGGUUACUUGGCGGGCGGCGAGCAGGUCAACGGCGGGCCGGAGGCGAGCGGCACGUGCGAUGCCUGCGGCGACGAGAGGAAGCUCGCGGCGGCGGAGAGCGGUCAGUGCAGUGAAGGCAAGUGCCCCGCGGACGAGCCUUGCGUGCCCAAUGGUGAUAUAGUGUUUGGUGAGAGUGAUGGUGAAAGUCACGCUUAUUGCGAUUGUAAUGAAAAUUGUGAGAAAGACGUGAGCUUUGCGCGGGAGAGCGUCGACGAGUGCUUGAGAACAGUGGAGCUGCGAAAGAAGUUGAGUCAGAGUGGGAGUCGUCGCGAGCGCAGGCACGGGGGCGUGAACGGCGAGGUGCUGUUCCGUCACGCCCGCGCCUGCGGCGUCGUGCAGAGCCCUGAGGACCGGGAGGCGGCGGGCAAGAAGGUGCUGAGGACGCCGUCCGUGGUGAUCAGCGACCACAGCGGCGACACCAUCAGCCUCACCGUCGCCCUCGCCUCCAGCGACUUCUCCAUCGACCAGUUGGGGAAGAUGGAGAAGCUGCGGGAAUCGGCGAGCCCGACGCUGUCCGCGGGCGACGACAACGCCUCCCGGAAGGUGUCCAGCUGCUCCUCGUGCUCCAGCGUGAGCACCGUCGACAUGACCACGCCCCUCACCACCAUUAGCCUCGACAGCCUCAUCGAGGUGCCGAAUCGACGCAUCUCUGACUGCUCCACGUGCAGCAACGUCACGGCCUCCGAGGACGAGGUGGAGCACGAGCUGUCAAGGCCUCCGCCCCCGAGAAAGGUAAGCCUCGCUCACGUCUUCAGUUCUCUGUCCCCGUCUUGGCCGCGAGGCAUCCUUGCGACGCCCUUCCUGCGCCGGCCGGCCAUUAGGCCGAGCGAGGCGGAGAAUGUGCAGCGAAAGGGAUCUUUAUAGCCUUGCUUUACAUAGGCCGAAUCGAUUCUAUAAAAUGAU
Molecule: messenger RNA, 2180 nt
Organism: Penaeus indicus
Lineage: Eukaryota; Metazoa; Arthropoda; Malacostraca; Decapoda; Penaeidae
Exons: 2
Coding region: 192-2141 (649 amino acids)
Source: RefSeq, a predicted model, not a curated record